This is a messenger RNA of Camellia sinensis, 727 nucleotides long. Its product is annotated as photosystem I reaction center subunit VI, chloroplastic. Gene Ontology annotation, cellular component: photosystem I reaction center; chloroplast thylakoid membrane; photosystem I. Lineage: Eukaryota; Viridiplantae; Streptophyta; Magnoliopsida; Ericales; Theaceae. Gene Ontology annotation, biological process: photosynthesis. The record is from RefSeq and is a predicted model, not a curated record.
UCCCUCACAUCACACACACACACACACAAUCAAUUUGCCAACUGAGAAACAAGUAGUAGUCGUAGUGGUAGUUUGGUUGGCAAUUUUCAGGAGAAAAAGGCCAUGGCAUCUCUAGCAACCUUCGCCGCCGUGCAACCCACCGCUGUCAAGAGCGUUUCUGGAAGCUCCAUCGCCGGCACUAAGCUCCACCUCAAGCCAUCUCGCCAGCCCAUGAGAUCCACCAGCUACAGAGCUGGUGCUGUGGUGGCCAAAUAUGGGGACAAGAGUGUGUACUUUGAUUUGGAGGAUCUGGGCAACACAACUGGCCAGUGGGACUUGUAUGGGUCAGAUGCACCUUCACCAUACAACCCCCUUCAGAGUAAAUUCUUCGAGACAUUUGCAGCUCCUUUCACAAAGAGAGGAUUAUUGCUCAAAUUCUUGAUAUUGGGAGGAGGUUCUACCCUUGCUUAUGUCAGCACCACUGCCUCGCCAGAUCUCUUACCUAUUAAAAAGGGUCCCCAACUUCCACCCAAGCUUGGACCGCGUGGCAAAAUCUAAUUCUCCUGUAACCUCUAUGUUCUUCUUCAACCUUUCUAUUGUGUUUUGGUGUAUCAUUUUUACAAAUGUAAGUAUGCCAACCGUCUAGCUAAUGACCUCUAUUAAUUAUUUGAAAAUACUUGCUUUGAUUCUGAUUGGGGAAUUGCUUUCUGACUUUAUGGAUUGCUCUUCGAAUUUGAUAUUUUGGUCA